Molecule: messenger RNA, 1980 nt
Organism: Penicillium crustosum
Lineage: Eukaryota; Fungi; Ascomycota; Eurotiomycetes; Eurotiales; Aspergillaceae
Exons: 2
Coding region: 1-1980 (659 amino acids)
Source: RefSeq, a predicted model, not a curated record
AUGCCUUAUAUAGCCCGGACAAGUGCUCUCCCCGAGCUAGCUCUCAGUGGCGGGCUCAUUGACCCCCGAGCCGAUACACAGGCUUCAUUCAAAAAACGGAUGAACUGCCGCGACGCAACCGACUUCAUUUCCAACACCAAGCUUCCAUCUUUGGAAUCGAUGCACAAAAUGGCUGGCGUUAGUCCUACAACUUGGAGUGGGCAACGCCGCAAGCCAGAUAGCGAGUAUCAAGCCAAACUCGACAAGAUCCUAGCCCGUUCGAGGGAGCUUGGGCUUUCUCGCAGAGAAAAGAGCCCAGGCCAGCCCUUGUCCGACCUUGUACCGGGGUUGGUUACCAGCGGUGGUCUCAGUCGCUCGCCUGCUUUCGAUUGUCUGCCCGUAGCCUCCCACUGGACUGAUCGUACCGACGAGGUUUCGGCAGAGGACCCUGCUGCCACCAUCCGCCUUUCUUCCACAUGGGGUACAACUCAUCUCAUUGGAGAAGGAACUACCAUGGCCUACCCUCUUGGUGCCCCUUGCUGGUCGCUCAAGACUCAUGGCAUAGGACCGGUCGAAGCUGGGUCAAACCGGGGAGUUCUGGCAGCCGCCGCAAGUACCUCUUGGAUGCGCAACGCACGCGUUGCAGACGCCGUCGAUUGUGCAGUCGGGCUUCUAGCCGACGCCUCGGCUCUCUUGGAAGCCCGUGAUAAGGUAAUCACAACUGGAACGACAGAGCGUCUAGGAUUUGCAGAGGUGAGAGCGAUUGAACUGCCCUCUUGGUGCUCUGCUCGCAAGCCCCUCCCACCGAAGCUGAGUGGCGUGGCGCUCUCACCCGAUCAGAUCACUGCCGACCUCAUCGCAGCAGAGGGCUGCGAAGGCCCUCUCCUCAAUACCAGCAUUUUCUCCAUGGGUGUGGGCUACAACCGGGGCGUCUAUGGUGGUUCAAUCUCUGGCUUGUGGGCUCUCAUGGACUCGGGUUUUGUCCUUGAUUACUCUGUGGGCGUCAAAGACUCCGAUAUGGCAGACAAACUCUUUUCUGCUUUCUCAGAUGUAGCUGCCGUUGCUGAAGUAUCCCCCUCUGCUGGCCCACACAUCACCGAUAUACGAAUCGUCAAGGGCUGCAAUUAUGGAUGUUUACGCCAGAAGACCAUUAUCGAGGAUGUCCAUCCUAUCCCCUCCCGCCCGUGUGUUGUUAUAUGGGACGAUCUCGCCCGUCUUGCCCGUUAUAAACUAGCGGAUGCCGUCUUCUGUCACGUCUACUACGACGCGGGUGGCGGUGAACAGAUGGCUGCUAUCGCCGGUCUUGGGUGCGUUGCACAUGACUGGAUUGAUCUUGGAGCUGAUGUAGCAUGCGGAGAAGUGAGCAACAUCAUCCCUUCCCUGACGCGGGGGUCUUUGGAGGAGGAACCACUAGCUGAGGUUUACUCGCGCUUAACUGGUGCUAUGAUCUGGUAUCGGGACAACGACCCUUAUAACCCAGCAGCCCUGUGCCUUCUCUUCACGCACUGGUGGCAGCUCGCCAACUGCAGACACAGACCCGUCACGCUUCUCGGCAGGACAGAUUUCGGUGUUGAAGCAGCUAUCGCCGCCACCGUCCCGACAGAGAGACCCUCGUUGGAACACUUCCGAGCAUGCGGCACUAAGGUCGAGCGUGGGGAGCAUCCUUUCGCCAACGCCGAGGCACGGCUCCAAUCAAUCCUUUCCUCUGACCCUUUGCCGGAAACUCGUGCAGUUAUCGACCUCCUUGUAGCCCCUAUCCUCGCUUACGUGAAAGGGGCUGAUAGCCUACCCUAUGAGAGUGAGUACGCUGGGGCCGUCCUCGCUGCCGAACUGGCUUAUCCCCACGGGCAGAAAAUCAUAGAGCUAUGGGAUCUUGCUAUCGUUAUGUGGGAGAGCGGCGCAUUGUGGGCGGCUGGAAUUGCAUGUCUUUGCUAUACGCACAAUGGAAAGGCCAACUGCGACCGGGCUCGGGAUGACUUGGCUGACACCACCUGGACUUGA